Molecule: messenger RNA, 906 nt
Organism: Lachancea lanzarotensis
Lineage: Eukaryota; Fungi; Ascomycota; Saccharomycetes; Saccharomycetales; Saccharomycetaceae
Gene: DST1
Product: LALA0S08e06194g1_1
Exons: 1
Coding region: 1-906 (301 amino acids)
Biological process (GO): DNA-templated transcription; transcription elongation by RNA polymerase II; transcription elongation by RNA polymerase I
Cellular component (GO): nucleus
Molecular function (GO): RNA polymerase II transcription regulatory region sequence-specific DNA binding; zinc ion binding
Source: RefSeq, a predicted model, not a curated record
AUGGAUAGCAAAGAGGUAUCCACACUCGUUAAGAACUUGGAAAAGAGCAAGACAAACGAUGGGACUGUGAUAGAGAUUUUGACGACCUUGGAGCGGGAUUUGAAGCCCACAGAGAAGCUGUUACGGGAAACGAAGGUUGGUGUGGUUGUCAAUCAGUUCAAGAAGUCUGGAAAUGCUCAGAUUUCCGGGCUGGUCAAGAAAAUGAUAGGCCAGUGGCGAGAUGCCAUCUCACAGGAAAAGAAGCAGAAAACCCUGGCGAAAAGCUCAAGUUCUCACGCCGCAACAACAGGUUCUUCUUCCAAUACAGGCUCAAAAAGCUCGUUUGCGUCUGAGGCCAAGAAACACGACAAAUAUGUGUCGACCAAACCUAGAAACGCCAAAAAUGAUGGUGUGAUAACUACUGUCUACAACCACAAAUUACGGGACAUGGUCAUUCGGGCCUUUUACGACGCUUUGGCAAAGGACAGCGAACAUCCUCCACAAUCAAUCCUCACAACGGCAAUUGCGGUCGAAAAGCAGCUCAACCAGCUCAACAACUGCGAAAACAACGAAAAGGCCUACAAAGACAAAUACCGGGUGGUUUACUCAAACGUCAUUUCAAAAAAUAAUCCCGAUCUCAAACAUAAAAUAACAGCCGGUGACGUUACACCCGGCCAUUUGGUGUCUUGCGAUCCACGAGAGCUUGCACCAGAGCAUCUAAAGAAGAAACUAGAAGAAAUCUCGAAACAGAAUCUGUUUAAUGCCCAAGGUGCCACACUUGAGAGAUCCGUAACCGACAGGUUCACCUGCGGUAAGUGCAAAGAAAAAAAAGUGUCGUACUACCAGCUGCAGACCAGAUCCGCAGAUGAGCCGCUCACAACCUUCUGUACAUGCGAGGUUUGCGGUAAUAGAUGGAAAUUCUCGUAA